This is a messenger RNA of Girardinichthys multiradiatus, 4810 nucleotides long. RefSeq lists its product as uncharacterized. Gene Ontology annotation, molecular function: DNA-binding transcription factor activity, RNA polymerase II-specific; RNA polymerase II cis-regulatory region sequence-specific DNA binding. Gene Ontology annotation, biological process: regulation of transcription by RNA polymerase II. NCBI's taxonomy places the organism in Eukaryota, Metazoa, Chordata, Actinopteri, Cyprinodontiformes, Goodeidae. The record is from RefSeq and is a predicted model, not a curated record. Bases 58 to 1587 code for a protein of 509 amino acids. The transcript has 4 exons.
ACAAGACACGCCUCUUCCCUUUGGAGGCCAUGCGGUCAGGUUGUGGUUGGUAAAUAAAUGCUAAAUGUUGACAUCCGCCUCGGACGGAUUUUUUUCUGGAUGAACUCUGACUUCCGUGGAGCAAUUGAUGCCAAAAUGUCUGCGGACGUCGUAAACCUCCAGGCGCAAGUGGAGACGGUGCUGGGGGCGCUGGUCAAAGCGGCUUCGGUGGAGUUGAUCAAACUGUUUGAAAGCAGAUACCGAGCCUCGGCUGUGGACGUGGGCCGCAAAGAAGAAGAGGAGCGAAACGGAGGCUUGGAGUCACUCCGCGGCGUGUGGAAUGGGGACAAUAAACGAAGCAUUGGUGUGCAGGUUGAGGACGAUAUCAAGCCGCCAGUGGAGAUUGACUUUACUCUUCCGUUUGCUGAGGGUUGUUUGAGGGAGCCCAAUAAAGAGGUAGUGGAGGGCUGUCUAGUUCCCUCCAAAGUCCUGCUGGCUGAAGAUACUAACCAUCAGCAGGCACCUCUAAAAGAUCAGACUAUAGCAGAUUCUGUGGAUAAGGUGGAGCCAAGCCGCCUUGCAGCAGAGUUUCCAGCUGAUGGUGAUGCUCCAAUAGAAGUUGUUUUACCCGUCUCUGCAAAGACAUCUUCUGGAACAUCAAAGUGUAGAUCUACCCAGAUGUUACCAGUUAAACCGAAGCCUCUUCUGAUUCAACCAGAUACAACCAGCUCGACGUCUUCUGGAGAGAAGGUGAAGUUUGUUUGCCCCCUAAUCCUUAAGCCUGACUCUUCAGUUCCUAAAGCUGAGAGCUUAGAGAAGCCCGUCCAAGCUGAACCUCAGCAGGCAUGUGUCAGCACGGCCAAAGGGACCGCCUACAGUCCGUCCCCAUCCGAUGGAGCAGUGACUCCUGGGCAAGUUGGAGUGUGGGAGCGUAUCCACUCACCGAAGGACACUAAGAACCAUCUGCAGAUGAAGCUGAAGCUCACCUCUCCAGAUCAAAAGUUGCUGCUUCCCUGUGCAGUACAGUUGGUCAAUUUGCUCACAAUCCCAGAGAUCAAGACUGAGGGUGAUGAUGCUGCGAGGGCUCUCAACGCUAACAAAAAACCAGACAGGACUCUGCCCAAAGACCUGCGUCGGCACCAAGGUCCCCACACGGGACAUCGCCUCUGCUGCUUCACCAGGUGCGAAAAUGACAUUUGGCGCCUCCAGAACAUUGUCACACACUCCCGUGACGGAUAUGUCUGCAGCAUCUGCGGAAAAGCGUUUAAGCGAAGGAAGAUCCUCCGGCGACAUGAGCGCUUCCACACCGGGGAGAAGCCGUACACAUGUUCCAAGUGCUCCAAGACGUUCGCCCUGAGGAAGAGCCUCCGCCGCCACCUGAGGUUCCACACUGGCGAGAGGCCGCACACCUGCUCACAGUGUGGCAAAAGCUUCCGGCUGCGAGACAACCUGAAGGCGCACCUGAGGAUUCACAGCGGAGAGAAGCCGUUCAGCUGCGACAGGUGCGGGAAGAUGUUCAGGAUCAUGAGGAAUCUGGAGAAACACAAACUGAGUCAGUGUGAUUUCUUCGUUCCCUCAUUCAGAAAAAUUGCAGGCUUGUCUCUGUGAAGGUGACGGCGGUGACACAUCAUUGUCUACCUCAGAUUGGAAACACUGAACUCUUUAAGCUAAAACGAAUCCUCAUCAGUUCCUGAUAUUUUGUUUCUGCUGGAAUGAUCCCAACCGGUGUUGGUGUUCUGGGUUUAUGGGAACAUUUUUGUCCAACUGAAGGUUCUUUUCUACUUUUACCUGUUUCUCAGUCUUUGGAUUUCUCCUGUUACUGAGAACCAGCUCCGAGGCGAGGCACCUGGCAAAUGCGAUGGAACCAGUGCAUACGAAGGAUGAUUGUUCAUGUUUUUAACACACAGAUGUGACGCAGAUAAGUUUUGGCUUUGUGAAAUCAACUAGUUGCUGAAAGCUUUAUAUAACCUUUGACCCUUUCGCCAAACACUUAAAACCAGGACAUUUUGGGGCUGUCUCUGUGUGUUUUCUGUAUGUACUCUGGACUUGAAAAUGCAGUCGUGAUGUGGGGUAAAGUUGACUUGUAGACCAGCUUGUGUGUUUGGUGGGGUGCAUCCUGUAAGCCUGACACACCCGUGGACUUUAAUAGAAAACACACCGGGACCACCGCUGUAAGACGUCUGAGACGGAUAAUUUGACACCCAAUAACACACGUUGGAUGGGGUUCAUCGAGACAACGCAUCACUGGACUUUGAAGCAGUUGGUGGUCAGCAGCCAGAUGUGUCAGGUGUGGGAUGAUGACACUAAUUUGAUGUUCUACAUGAUGCUGGCUUUAUUGGUGGUUUCUGAAUGAUACCAGGCAGAAGAGGGUUUCUGUCUGUGGUAAUAGAAGUAUGGAACCAUUCUGUUAAACAGGUUUCCAUCUCUGUUGUUUACUUGUAGUGAGUCUGAUGGCUCACCUUUGUGUUUUCUGAAUUUAGAUCUCUCCUUUUUGCUGAUUUCUUACAAUCCGCUCCCAUUCUUUCUCUCCAUUUUUUUCAAUUUUCUGUUCCUUUCCCUCCUCGUAAACUGUCCAGUUAACUACAUUUUGCAAAUGUCUUUUCACAAAAAAUCUGCCCCUUUUUGUUUGUUCUUGGUCCAACUUCUAGAUCCAACUGAGAACAACUGUCUUAGGUCACAUGAUUAAUGAGGGAUUUUUUUGUUUUAUUUAUUGUUAAACUGGAGAUUCAUUCCAAUUGGUUAGCUGCAGCAGGUUGUUAUGUGCUCUGGAGACUCGUAUGCUUGUUUUGGUUCCUGUUUUUGAUUUGGUCUAUAUAGCCUAAAGUUAUCAGUUUUAACCUAGCUUUUAUGUUUAUUGCCAUUUAUGCCGUUUUUGUUCUCCAUUACAAAUCAGACGAUUGACAAUCCUCUAAGAGGGUUAUAUUGAGUCAGCACUGUAAUUUACUGGUUUGUAUUUUUGUAUUUGCAUUAACUCCUUAGACUCUCUCAUUUUAGCUGCAGGUAAUUUCACCCCUGUGUAGGGUUGUAGGGUUCGGGUUGUUUUUGUACCCGACCUACACAGGUGCCAUCUGCCACAUGAUGUUUUAUAUGGACCAUGGGUUUAUGUUUCGUGUCUGUUUUGACAGCCAGCCAUUUUAAAGUAGUUUUCUUUAAUCCACUCACAGUCUACUGUAGGGAAAGUGGGCUACAUGUAAGAUAUCUAAAGGCAGGAAGUCACUUGGGUAUUGUGUAUUGAUCAAUUGAUCAUAAUUAAUAUUUUUUUUGAGUCAACUGGCCCAAACAGAUCAGAUACAGUCACAUUAAAUUGUGUGUGGUAUUUUAGUAUUUGCAUGACCAUUUAUCUCAACAAAUUGACAACAAAAAAAAUGCAAUGGUAGACAGUGGCAGCAAAUUGACCCGGAGCCUCCUGUUCACACAUGAGCUCAGGAAAUGUAAGAAUGAUCUAGUCUAGACAUAAUUGAUGAGAUAUCUGCGUAAAGCAGGAAUCAUUGAGACGGGACGUUUUGUGAAAGCAUGCUGUGGAAUUCAGUGUUUGGUCUGUUGCUUUCUGAGGGAAGAAGACGAGGUCAGUGACUUAUCUGCAUUAUAGAGGCUAGUUUUGCACUGAUUGGAAAAUGGUGUGUCUGCACUGCUCCGUUUACAAAGGCUCAUCCAAGCAGUAUGCAAAUUAUGCAUUAGAGAGGCACAAAUCUGUAGCUAAGCGUCCCAUGUGACUCGCACACUUCUUACUCCUUCACCUAAAGCCUAGAAAAAGACUCCAAAAGUAGAGGCGUGGAGAGUCCAAUAAGGUUUCCUGGGUACAAGGACCAAACACAGUUUCUGAGAUGCUAAACGUUGUGUGUGUGUAAGACUUAUACUGGUGUACAUUUGUUUUGUUUUGUUUUUUACUGCUUUAUUUUAAUGCUUCAUUUAUGUUGUUUUUUAUUCAUUUAAAGAUUCCUGAAUGUGAAUAGACGUCAUUCCAAAAAACAUUUUGUCAACUUGUUUAUUUCUGAAGUUCAGUGAUUAGGGACAAAAUAUUAUUUCAGUUUGUCCAGUCAGCUUUUGUUGCUCAAGGAUGCAGUCAGACCUGCAGGUUUAAGAUUAAAAAGUCAGAUGUGGGAUUUGGUUUCUAUACAAUACCACUAUAGAUGAACGCUCAGGAUUUCCUUUUCUUCAGGUUUUCUUUACCAUUAAUCACCGCAUGGAGGGAAAAACAGCAUGUUCCUCAAAACGUCCUGUCCUUAUGUUAAGUUUAGCCAGGUCAUAAAAAUGCUUACUCUAGAAAAUAUUUUAUGUUGUGUUAAAACAACAUCUGAGAAAUUCCAGAUGUUCUUACCAGGAGCAGGAACCAGGAACUGUUGUUCCACUUCGCUAACCUACAUAACAUAUAGGAGGGAAAACAAAAUGAGUCUUUUUUUAUAUGCAUAUAUUCAGAGGAAGACAAGGUUGAAUUAGUGCCAAGUUAAAACCAUACACUUUUUAAAGUUUUGUAAGGAUAUCUUAUCAUGAUAAAGUCCUUUUACUGCUGUAGGGUGUUUCUGGAUAGCACCUGGGGUCCAUUCCUACCUGAUGACAACAACACACUAGGAUGCUGUGAGAAUGUAUCGGUGCUGGUCUGAAUGGCCUUGAUGAACUACUGAGCUGACUUUGUAACAUGUUUUCACUUUCAGAUACACAUUUCAAUAUUAACCAACAGAAGAACAAUAAAUCAUAUCUUAUAUUUAGUUUUCAAAGACUGUUUUAAAACUUUUUAAAGUUCUCAAGAUGUAUACUUUAUAUUAACAGAUGAAUGUGUUCAUCUUUUUUAACUGCUGUUGGUAAAUAAAUCGUGCAUUAUCAAAAAUAAGAA